Messenger RNA from Neltuma alba, 1440 nucleotides. RefSeq lists its product as uncharacterized. NCBI's taxonomy places the organism in Eukaryota, Viridiplantae, Streptophyta, Magnoliopsida, Fabales, Fabaceae. The record is from RefSeq and is a predicted model, not a curated record. Gene Ontology annotation, cellular component: endoplasmic reticulum; endoplasmic reticulum membrane. The transcript is spliced from 3 exons. The coding region runs from base 450 to 1172 and encodes 240 amino acids. Gene Ontology annotation, biological process: intracellular protein transport; endoplasmic reticulum to Golgi vesicle-mediated transport.
AACCCAUUCUUUGCAGGUAACACACCCGCUAAUCCCAAACCUAAAAUAUCCCUUUAUGAAGAAGCAAACCACUUACAAGUGAGUUUAGUGGCUUAUUUCAAAGAGCUUCUUUCUUUCUUUCUUUCUUUCUACUCUAGGCUAAGUAUUCAGUUCUCUCAUUGCUAAUCAGCAUUAGUACUGAAAAAUCCAGGUUUCGGCAUGCGGUGGAAACCAAUGCCGGCAAAAUCCAAAUCGUAACAGAAGUUUUGGGUUGUAUAUUCUUGUGAAUCUUCUGCUAUAGUUUUAAUUUUAGUCAAAUGCAAAUGGAUCUGUACGAGGAGGGUUUUUGUGGGUAUUUUUCUUCCUGAGAAAAAAAAGUAUUUUUUGUAGGUUUGAUUCCAUUUCUUGAGGAAUUUCAGCAAGUAGGUUUUUGUUUUUGUUUUGUUUUUUUGUUUUAUAAAGAAGCAAGGAUGAUUCAGCUUUUGUUCUUGGUUCUGUUUGCGGAGGCUGUCCUGGCUUUUCUUUUGUUGGUGAAGAUUGGGCCAUUGAGAGAUCUUGUAAUCAAGAGUCUUGAUCAGCUGAAGAUGGGGAAGGGUCCUGCUACUGUGAAAACUAUUGCUGGUACUAUGUCUGUAAUCCUCCUCUCAAGCGUCAUGAGCAUUUUUAAGAUCCAGAACAAGGGUGCUAAGCUUGGCACUAUGUCUCCUAUGGAUCAAGUUCUGUGGAGGACGCACUUGCUCGAGGCUUCACUCAUGGUAUCUUUGGCUUGGGGCUCAGGACAAGGGUGCAGUUGUGGUGGGCGUGACCUGCUCUUCUGUUUUAAUUGUUUUACAUUAUUCCUUGGAUUCAUAAUCGAUAGGAUGCACCAUUAUCUUCGGAAGCUAAUUAAUUUGAGGGGCAAUGUGGGAUCUUCUAAAGAAGAGCUAGAAAGGCUUCGGAAAGAACAGGUUCAAUUUGAAGAUAAGGAAGAGAAAGCUUCCAAGGAGCUAAAGAAGCUGAAGGAAGAAAUUUCAAGCCUUUCAGAAAGUUUGAAAAAGGCAAAGUUAGAAUGUGAAGAGAAGGAUAAGAGAGUUGAGACUGCUGAAGUUCAUGUUGCUUCCCUCCAAAAACAAGCUGCCGAUCUGCUACUUGAAUAUGACCGACUGUUGGAAGACAACCAAAAUCUUCAGGCUCAAGUACUGGGCAAAGCAUAAAGAGUUGAGGAAAUGCCAAGUUAGCAAACUGAAGUCUGGGAAGUAGGUGUCAUUCAUGACCAUCACUACUAGUUUUGUUGCAGAAGCUUCCUUGUUUUGCACAGAAGUGAUUAAUUUUCACUCCUUACUGAACUGGCAACAGUGGCUUACAUAGUUGUAUGUCCAAGAUUAUAAAUUUUGUAGUUCUUCUUCCUGGGAUCUCUUUUUCCCCUUGACUCUGUAGUUUUGUUUGCCUUUUGGGCCAAGAAAGAAAAUUUUUCACUUGAGA